Molecule: messenger RNA, 2241 nt
Organism: Acomys russatus (golden spiny mouse)
Lineage: Eukaryota; Metazoa; Chordata; Mammalia; Rodentia; Muridae
Gene: Rnf145
Product: ring finger protein 145
Exons: 11
Coding region: 16-2082 (688 amino acids)
Cellular component (GO): endoplasmic reticulum; endomembrane system
Molecular function (GO): ubiquitin protein ligase activity; zinc ion binding
Source: RefSeq, a predicted model, not a curated record
AGGUGUUGUUUGUAGAUGAUGAGGAACCACAGGAUUGCUAGUGGUUUCUGUGGAAACGAAGUACAUACAAAAAAACAAAUCAAAAACAAAAACAUGGCUGCAAAGGAGAAAUUGGAGGCAGUGUUGAACGUGGCCUUGAGGGUGCCAAGCAUCAUGCUACUGGAUGUCCUGUACCGAUGGGAUGUCAGCUCCUUUUUCCAGCAGAUCCAAAGAAGUAGCCUCAACAACAACCCUCUUUUCCAAUAUAAGUAUUUGGCUCUUAAUAUGCAUUAUGUAGGUUAUAUCUUAAGUGUUGUGCUACUCACUCUGCCCAGGCAGCAUCUAGUUCAGCUUUAUUUAUAUUUUUUGACUGCCCUGCUCCUCUAUGCUGGACAUCAGAUAUCCAGGGACUACGUCAGGAGCGAACUGGAGUCUGCCUAUGAAGGACCAAUGUACUUAGAACCUCUCUCCAUGAAUCGCUUUACUACAGCCUUAAUAGGUCAGUUAGUGGUGUGCACCCUGUGCUCCUGCGUCAUGAAGACAAAGCAGAUCUGGCUCUUCUCAGCGCACAUGCUUCCUCUGCUGGCACGACUCUGCCUUGUCCCUCUGGAGACCAUCGUCAUCAUCAACAAAUUCGCUAUGAUUUUUACAGGAUUGGAAGUCUUGUAUUUUCUAGGGUCUAAUCUUUUAGUACCGUAUAACCUCGCCAAGUCAGCGUAUAGGGAGUUGGUGCAGGUAGUGGAGGUGUAUGGCCUUCUGGCCCUGGGAAUGUCCCUCUGGAACCAGCUGGUGGUCCCCGUGCUCUUCAUGGUCUUCUGGCUUGUGUUGUUCGCUCUUCAGAUCUACUCCUACUUCGGCACCCGAGAUCAGCCUGCAUCCCGGGAGAGGCUUCUCUUCCUUUUCCUGACAAGCAUUGCCGAGUGCUGCAGCACGCCCUACUCCCUUCUGGGCUUGGUCUUCACCGUGUCUUUUGUUGCCUUGGGCGUUCUGACACUAUGCAAGUUCUACCUGCAGGGAUACCGAGCCUUCAUGAAUGAUCCUGCCAUGAACAGGGGCAUGACAGAAGGAGUCACCCUCUUGAUCCUGGCGGUGCAGACGGGGCUCAUAGAACUCCAGGUGGUUCACCGUGCGUUCCUGCUCAGCAUCAUCCUCUUCAUCGUCGUUGCCUCAAUCCUGCAGUCCAUGUUAGAGAUCGCAGAUCCCAUUGUUUUGGCGCUGGGAGCAUCUAGAGACAAGAGUUUGUGGAAACACUUCCGCGCUGUGAGCCUCUGCUUGUUUCUCCUCGUGUUCCCUGCAUACAUGGCCUACAUGAUCUGCCAGUUCUUCCACAUGGACUUCUGGCUUCUCAUCAUCAUCUCCAGCAGCAUCCUUACCUCCCUCCAGGUUCUGGGAACACUUUUUAUUUACGUCUUAUUUAUGGUGGAGGAAUUCCGCAAAGAGCCUGUGGAAAACAUGGACGAUGUCAUCUACUACGUGAACGGCACCUACCGCCUGCUGGAGUUUCUCGUGGCUCUCUGUGUGGUGGCCUAUGGCGUCUCAGAGACCAUCUUUGGCGAGUGGACCGUGAUGGGCUCCAUGAUCAUCUUCAUCCAUUCCUAUUACAAUGUGUGGCUCCGCGCCCAGCUGGGCUGGAAGAGCUUCCUCCUCCGCAGGGACGCCGUGAAUAAGAUUAAGUCUCUCCCCAUUGCUACAAAGGAGCAGCUUGAGAAGCACAAUGACAUCUGUGCCAUCUGUUACCAGGACAUGAAAUCUGCUGUGAUCACGCCUUGCAGUCAUUUCUUUCAUGCAGGAUGUCUUAAGAAAUGGUUGUACGUCCAGGAUACCUGCCCUCUGUGUCACUGCCAUCUCAAAAACUCCUCUCAGCUUCCAGGACUGGGGACAGAAGUGGCCCCACAGCCUCCUGCAGGGGCUGAGCAGAACGCUGUACGUCAGGAAGGUCCUGAGCCGCCGGACCAUGAGCGGCCACCAGGGCCAGGGACACAGGAAGGUUCUGGGGACAGUAGUGAGCACAGCAGAAGCUCAGCCAGCCAGGAAGGGCCUGCUGACCCCGGAGAGGAUCCUCGGAGCACAAAACGUGAUGCGUGCCCUGUUGAGUCCGCCUAGAGGAGAGACAGCCUUGGAGCUCCGUACUGUGGAGAAGGCCGCCCAAGGGGGAGUCCACACUCAGAUCUGAGGAGUGAACAUGGGACAGGAUGAGGCAGGAAUGUGACAUUCCACGGAUCUCCUCCAGGGGCACUCAGUGGGCACCAUGCGCUCUCCACC